This is a messenger RNA of Fusarium pseudograminearum CS3096, 2688 nucleotides long. RefSeq lists its product as uncharacterized. The transcript has a single exon. The record is from RefSeq and is a predicted model, not a curated record. The coding region runs from base 1 to 2688 and encodes 895 amino acids. Gene Ontology annotation, cellular component: microtubule organizing center. Lineage: Eukaryota; Fungi; Ascomycota; Sordariomycetes; Hypocreales; Nectriaceae.
AUGGAACGACCUGUCUCACGGUCUUCACAUGGAACAAGAACCGCUUCGCGAUCUUCUACAAGCACCAACAACACCAAGGUCUCAAUGCAUACCGCGCAUACGUCCAACUCACAUCCUCCUGGGUCCCCCGCCCCGUCGCAUGCUCACCGAUUCUAUCAUGCCACUUGCCAAAGACCAUCUAGCACCACCCCACGAACAACGGACCGAACGUCUCGUUUGACCAGAGAAGCUAGUAGCGAAUCUACGCGACAGCCUGCCAUGUCCUCGUUUCUCCAAGAAAAGUUACGGGAGUCUCGCCAAGCGGAGAGCGACAAGUCCUCAACAUGGUCGCGCUCUCAUACAGAUGCCAAUUCUUCUGGGGAGUUUAGUCGAAGCCUCGGAUCGCCCGCCAGGGUUGGGGAUUCUGAACAUCGAUCUUACUCCCCUUUCACUGAGACGUCCAAGAAGAAGGGCAUGGGAGUUAUGGAUAUGGAGCAGGUAAUUUCUUCACUACACAAGAAGAACUUUGAUCUCAAGCUAGAACUGUACCAUCGUCGGGAACGACAAACAGCGCUCGAAGAUAAAGUAGAAGCCCUCGAGAUGGAAAAGUCACGAGCAGAAGAGACGAACCAACAUCUCUCUCAGGAGAUGGAGAAGCGAGACAAAGCAAUUGAAGAAGCGGUCGCUAUGAUUGUGGCGCUCGAAGCUAGAGUCGAAGAUUUCGCCAAGGAAAGAUCAAUCAUUGAGCAGAUUCAAUCCGAAGGCCAAUACUCAGCUCACAACUUCAAUCCUUGCUACGAAGACCCUAGACCUGCAUCACAGACACCAAUCUCGGUGAAGCGAACGAAAGAUGAUAGGAUCAUCAACCGGAUGCCGAGUUUCAUGUCCGACCACAGCGAGAAUACCGAGAAUCUGCGCAAUGUUUAUCUCGGAGCUAGGGGCAGCGUUCUUAGUCUUGCGCAGGUUCCCGAGGGGCCUGGCGAAGGCGACACUGGUCGCAGCCCAAGUUUGAGCAUUCUGAGCGAAAGUUCCUUUGUUAGUGUGUAUGGAUCCAAGGAAGACGAGGAUAGUGGCCUCCAAGAGGAUGAACCAGUGACAUUUGAUGGCUCCGCCAGCCUUCCAGCCAGAGCCAGUGCUAUCAACCGACCAAAGACAGCUUUUGUCCAGUCUCACAGUUCACCUAACAGAUCAGCCCGAUCAAGUUCUGUUUCCAAUCACCCAGCGCACUUCGACUCAAUUCAGAACGUUGUCGAAUAUAGCUCUCCACGAAGGUCUGAACGACAUCACCAAUCUUCAAGGAUGGCAUCGCGACCCCAAAGCCGGGAUCAAGAUGGAUCAGAACGCUUUACUGGCCGUGCUUCGAUGUCUCCAAACCACCAACGCAUUAAACAGGAUAAGAGGGAUUCACUCCGAAGAGUUACGACCGAGGCUCCUGGUGGUGUUAGAUUGCAUGACCAGAACCUCCCUCCAACACCAGACACUGUCUCCACAUCUACACUGCGACGCUUCAACAACUCCAAUGAGGCGUUGCUCAGACCCCCUACAGCAAGACCAAGCCACAGUGCGCUAUCAGAGGCAUCCGAAAACGACGGAAGCUUGGGAACGUACUCGGGUGUCCGUCUGGAACAGACUCCAAUGCGUGCUGUCAAGGCUUCAGCUCAGAUAAUUGAACUGAACAAUAGAGUCUAUCGCGAGAACCAGGGCAAAUCCAUUCAACGCCCUCGGUCAGCGGACGAAACUACCAUUUCCAACCGACGGGGUAACGAUUGGGAUUCCGAUAUCGACGACGACUCAGACGUAGAGUCUCUCGAGUCGAGUAUCGAUAUUUGGAUGCGUCAAAGUUCUAAGCAGAUCAAGAAAAACGGCCGAACGUCUCCUGACCUCUUUAGCUUUCCACCUAGCGCAGCAGCUAGGGGCGGCUGGGCAAUGGAUGCCAUGUUUGGAGCUGGAAAUGGCCACCAAGGAGGUGCAAGCACAGGGCUCGAUCCUGACAGGAUCAGGGAUCUAUUUCCGGUUCAGCAAGAACUCUUUUCGGCAUCGAUGCCCCCGCCGCCUCCUGAUAGAAGCUCGAGCUUGAACCCUCAAGCCGGGCAACAGAGCAAGACAUCUUUUCUGAGCCGACCGUUGGCCAAUGCCAAAGCCUCUAAGGGGGGCCGUAAGAAGGGCCACCAGAGAAGAGCCAGCGACGACAUUCAGAUUCGGGCGGGCGCACACAUACAGGCUCAAGGACCAUCCACCGGUGAUCACAAGAACCAUUACCCUCCGAUCGCAAAUCAACAAUCCACGCAGAACAAAUUCACCAAGUUCUUCAGAAGGUCUUCUACUGGACCUCCGAGCGGUGCCCCAACCCCAACUCCAAGAACAGAGCAUGGUCCCACCGAACCACCCAAUGGGGCAUUUUCGAGCUCUACUGGUGCAUCAGGGCUCCCACCUUGGAUCAGUCGGACAGGUGCGGCUGAAGAGGAUCGUGACAGCGCAACACCACCACCAAUCAUGCGAAAGUCGCGACAGGGAAGGAAUGUCUCUGUGGAUUUUGACAUGGCUGAUGACCCGAGGAUGAGCCAAGAGUCGGGCACCCCGGGAACACCCAAACCACCAUCGAACGAAAAGGACACAGCGGAGCAGACAGAAAGCCCAAGAGGGGCUGGUGCAACAGGAAGCAGGAGAAAGUGGUUGCCUGCAUUUGGUCUUAGAAAUAAGCAAGGAUAG